This is a messenger RNA of Salvia miltiorrhiza (redroot sage), 394 nucleotides long. RefSeq names its product auxin-induced protein 15A-like. NCBI's taxonomy places the organism in Eukaryota, Viridiplantae, Streptophyta, Magnoliopsida, Lamiales, Lamiaceae. Gene Ontology annotation, biological process: response to auxin. Bases 1 to 270 code for a protein of 89 amino acids. The record is from RefSeq and is a predicted model, not a curated record. The transcript has a single exon.
AUGGUGGCCAUUCGCCAAAUGCUGAGACGAACUUUAUCCAGCGAGAGGAGAUCAGCUGAGGUUCCAAAGGGGCACUGUGCUGUCUAUGUCGGAGAAAAUGAGAAGACACGGUUUGUGAUCCCUGUGUCGUACUUGAACCACCCCUCGUUUCAAGAGCUGCUGUUUCAAGCUGAGGAAGAAUUCGGGUUCCAUCAUCCAACUGGUGGCCUCACCAUCCCCUGCAGCGAGGAUUUUUUCGUUGAUCUAACGUCCCGGUUGAGCAGAACGUGAUGUGUUCAUGAGGAUCACAGUUUUGUAACUAUUUUUUAGAAGGGACAAAAAAAAAUAUACUUCAUUAGGAAAAGAAAUGUAAAGAUUACUACUGACUCAUUUUUGGAAAACCAUUGUUUGGUUA